Drepanopeziza brunnea f. sp. 'multigermtubi' MB_m1 is the source of this 3255-nucleotide messenger RNA. RefSeq lists its product as uncharacterized. NCBI's taxonomy places the organism in Eukaryota, Fungi, Ascomycota, Leotiomycetes, Helotiales, Drepanopezizaceae. The record is from RefSeq and is a predicted model, not a curated record. Gene Ontology annotation, biological process: retrograde transport, endosome to Golgi; intracellular protein transport. Gene Ontology annotation, molecular function: protein binding. Gene Ontology annotation, cellular component: cytosol; Golgi membrane; Ric1-Rgp1 guanyl-nucleotide exchange factor complex.
AUGUACUGGCCCAUUGGAGCUCCCCGGAUAUAUGCAGCGAGCAAUAUCAUAGUUCCCAAAGAGCGCGUCUAUGAAUCCGACGACGACGCUGAAUCACGCGAGACGACUGAGAGCGGCGGAUCAUAUCUCGAUGUCCCAAGCAAUAGAGGGGAAGAGGAGGAGGAGGACGAGCUCUCGGGAAAGUCCACGCCCGUGGCUCCAGGUAUUAAACCUGUUGAAUACGAUACGAACCGACGCCUGUCUACUCGAUCGCUCGGGCAUGAUGCUUCGAUAUCAGAACCUGCGGACAAGCAACCUUUAUUAUCCCUUGGAUUAUCAAGGAUUGGACAUAUCUUCGCAGUCAUCACUUCUUCUUCGUUGACAGUCUGGCAGACGAAGCCAACUGCUAUCUUAGCAGUCGUCAUCCGCUCCAGAAAAUCUUUGAGCGCCUACGGUCCUAACGUCUCCCUUCUUGUUCGGCCCGACUCCGCAAUUUUUGUUGUACAAACAACCUCUGGAUACUUGAUUACCUAUACCCUUGCUACGGACCCAGAUGCCCGGGUCUUCAAGCCCCGUUUUUCAAACCAUACAAGCGGCCACGUUAGGCGGUCGAGUAACUUUAGCGGAGCGAGGAUCCAGGGAGGAGACAAGAUUCUAUGGGGUCCUGGCGAGGGUGGAGGAGUUCGAGAGGUCAGUGUACGUUUUCGGAUGGUCAUCAAAGUUGACGCCGGUAUUGGCAAGGCACUGGCUUUAGACGAAGAACUUGUCGUAGCAACCCAAAAACCAGCAGCAGUUCAAUGUAUCAGAUGGACACCUGAUAGUGCCGGAAACCAGACAAGCACAGAACUUUUCAGCCGGAUGGACUGGUUGCCCAAGAAAGUUGCUGUGACUGAGAUGAUCCAUGAUAGACCGAUGAAUCUUUCCACUUGGAUCACAAGUGACGGGAAAGGGUAUGCUGUCCAAAGACUGCCCCCGCGAAAGGAUGUGGAUACUCCCCAUAAACUCUUCAGGGGCUACUGCUUCCACACCCCUCAAACACAAGCAAACUAUGCAACCAAAGCUGCUAUCAAUGCAAGGUUCUCUCUGAUCGCUAUUGGCUGCGCAGAUGGGGUGAUUCAGGUCUAUACAGCCAGAGACUACGUCGGAAAUAUCCCAGCAUCUCAUGUCCAUAGAGUCAGUGUCUCUGGCCAGUCUUCAGGCCGUAUAACAUGUCUAUCUUACUCUCCGGAUGGGUAUCACCUCUUCGUGGGCUACGAGAACGGAUGGGCUACAUGGAGCGUGUUUGGGAAGCCGGGCGCUACGAGUUUUGGCUCGGACCAAAUCAUUUCCGAGGAACAUGCAGAAGGAUGGCUCGAAGGUGUUAAAGAUGCAGCCUGGCUUGGUGGAGGCUCAGAGAUCCUGAUUAUCGGCCAGCAAGAUGAUCGCAUAUGGACUCUGGAAAUGGCGCGCAGUGCUAUCACGGGGUGCUAUGCCUCGGCGAAUACCUCGCGGACAUUGCUUCAAACUACGUCAGAUAUCAUGGUCUAUAGAGGUUAUGAUCUCCCAGACCUCACUACGAUCUCAACUGAAUCGUCUUUGUGGCAUAAUGCCCAGAUUCCUGCGACUUACCUUCUGAAUCAAUGGCCUAUGCGGUGCUCAGUCAUCUCAGCUGAUGGCAGAUACGUGGCGGUCGCAGGCCGCCGUGGGUUGGUCCAUUAUAGCAUAAGCAGUGGUAGAUGGAAGACUUUUGAGAAUGAGAGCAUGGAAAAUGAAUUCCAAGUGCGCGGUGGGAUGUGUUGGCACCAGCACAUCCUGGUGGCCGCUAUCGAGGCGGGCGACUCGUUUGAAUUGCGACUGUAUUCGCGUGAGGCUACCUUGGACAAUUCCCUCGCACUCCAUGUUGAGAAACUACCGUCACCUGUCGUCCUCAUCACACCAUCCGGGGACGACUCACUACUUGUUUACACGUACGACAACUUGCUGUAUCACUACAUCUUCACCACCACGGCAUCAGGCACGAUUACGAUCGUUCAGGUUGGUCAGAUUGCUUUCCACGGCAUAGUUAGAUCACCUGCUCGGGUGCGAGGUCUGAGUUGGAUCUUGCCAGAUGACCAGCUCCUCGAGGGCGAUCCUUCGCAAGACGUCGCGGUUGCCACAGUACUGUUCCUCGUUGAUGGGAAACUGGUUUUACUCCAGCCAAGUCUGAACGAAGAAGGAAUGCUGAAGUACGACAUGCGAGUGAUUGCGCAGAAUGUUGAGUAUUACACCUUGAUGCGGGACUUGCCACUUUCAAGCCCGACGAAGAUCCAAGGAACAGCAAAUGUUUCUAUUGGUAACAACCUAGAUCGAGAUGAAGGCAAUGGCUUGAGGGAUUCUCUGUGGGUAUUUGACGGUAAGGAUAUGAGGUUGUGGACCGACGUCCAAGAUGUUCUUCGUUCAGCGCCUUCCGAGCUAGGCCGAGAACUACCUCCUAUUGUGUCGAUUCCAGUUGACUUCUACCCUCUUUCCGUUCUGCUCGGGAAAGGCAUACUUCUGGGUGCUGAACCCGAGCUUAUUCAGCGCCGCGAUGUGAAUUUUGCUCUCUUUAGAUUCCCAAUCCGGACGCAACUGUUCAUCCCAGAGGUGCUUCGAUUCCAUCUAUCUCGGUUCGACUCUUCAGCUGCCCUACAUCUCGCCCAUCGAUAUCAAAGACUAGAAUAUUUUGCCCACUCUUUGGAGAUCUUAUUACAUAACGUCCUCGACGAAGAAGUUGACACGCCGCCUAGCCCCGAGAACGCACUUCUUCCAGGUGUUCUCUCAUUCCUUUCUUCAUUUUCACAGUACCUUGAUAUUGUUGUCCAGUGUACUCGUAAGACCGAAGUACGAUCGUGGCGAACGCUGUUCGCAUACUUACCACCCCCACAAGAACUCUUCGAAGAAUCUUUACAACGAGGAUCGUUAAAGACGGCCGGCGGAUACCUCCUCAUCCUCCACACCUUUGAGGAACUGAGUUCUAGCUCAGAACAACUGGUUCGUCUGUUGUCAAGAGCCAAGGACGAGGCAGACUGGGAACUCUGCAAGGAGCUUGCGCGAUUUUUAAUGGCUCUGGAUGAGACAGGGGCUACGUUGAGGGAGGCUUUGGAGAUGGUCAAUCUCAGAAGCCCUGAGGAGCAUCACAGCAGCUUUCUGUUUGAAGGAUCGCGGCUGAAGGUUCCAAGGCCAGGCAAGCUGCCUACUCUCUCCAAUGGGGGUAGUAAUAGUGAUCUUGAUGAGCAGAGCAGCGGGAAUCGAAGUUCCAGAAGUCCGACGGACAAAUAA